Molecule: messenger RNA, 1789 nt
Organism: Prunus dulcis (almond)
Lineage: Eukaryota; Viridiplantae; Streptophyta; Magnoliopsida; Rosales; Rosaceae
Product: zinc finger protein WIP6
Exons: 2
Coding region: 683-1591 (302 amino acids)
Biological process (GO): regulation of gene expression; anatomical structure development
Cellular component (GO): nucleus
Molecular function (GO): DNA-binding transcription factor activity
Source: RefSeq, a predicted model, not a curated record
UGAUAUCUAAGCUAGGGUCUCGGGAAACGAGCAAGAGUUCGGAGCAAAUUGAGGGAGAAAAAGUACGGAGUUUAGUGUGGUGUUAUUCUGUUGGUAGAGCACGCUAGCUAUUCUCUAUGCAUUGCAUUGCCUUGCCGUUUGCCCCCACUACCCCUAGACCUCCUCCUCCUCCUCCUCCUCCUCCUCCUUUUCUGGUUUUUGUCUCCUCCAUUCCCAAACACGCCAAAAAUCCAAACAUCUCUCUAUUUAAUGAAUUUCCUCCUGUGCUCCUGCGCCUAUCCAAUCCACGUGCAACUUGCCACAUACUCUAGCUCUCUCUCUCUUGAACCUUUUUUCUAUAUAAAAACCCUUUCUCUCUCUCUCUCAAACGCAAUGCCGAUCACAUUGACAACCCACAUUUAUAAUCUGAUAUGAUCAUAAUUUAUCAUUGCUACCAUAAGAACCCACAACACACAAAAAACCAAAUACCCAAAACACCAACAUAAACAUAAACAUCAUUUGUUUAUGUAUAUUUAUUGCCUUUCCCUUUCCCUUUCUCUCUCGUCCCCACUUUUCUUCUCCACCAGAGGCCCAAAAUCUCACUUCCCUUUCCAUCCCUCUCUCUCUCUCUCUCUCUCUCUCUCUCUCUCUCUUGCCCUCUUUCUCUCUUUCCCAUAUAAACAAACGCUUCAUCAAAAUCACCAUGCAAACUCCCUCCACUACUACUACUACCACUGAUCUGGGUACCAGUGCUACUUCUUUUUUAGAAGCUGAUGAAGAUCAAGAUGAAGAGUCCAUUUUUCUUUCUCUUGGUCCUCCUGGACAGGGUGUCCCCAAACAGUACCACCUCAUCUAUCACCAGUCUUCUUCCUCAACCCAACCUCCUCCUCAUAAUCAUCAUCACCAUCACCAUCACCAUCACCAUCAUCAUCAAGAUCAAAACCCUAAUACUGAUCAUCUUGAGGAUGGUGCUGUCACAGUAGCUCUUCAUAUUGGGCCACCAAGUAGUGGUAGUACAAUUAGUUCAUCAAUUGGAAACCCUAACCACAACCACAUUGGUGCUCCUAUAGAAGGCCAGUACUGGAUUCCCUCCCCUGCACAAAUCCUCGUUGGCCCCACCCAGUUCUCCUGCCCUGUCUGCAGCAAAACAUUCAACAGAUACAACAACAUGCAGAUGCAUAUGUGGGGGCAUGGAUCACAAUAUAGGAAGGGGCCAGAAUCCUUAAGAGGGACAAAGCCAGCUUCAUCAGUGCUGAGACUUCCAUGCUACUGCUGCGCAGAGGGGUGCAAGAACAACAUAGAGCACCCAAGGUCAAGGCCACUCAAAGACUUCAGGACACUGCAGACACAUUACAAAAGAAAACAUGGGUCAAAGCCAUUUGGGUGCCGCAAAUGUGGGAAGCCAUUUGCGGUGAGAGGAGAUUGGAGGACUCACGAGAAGAACUGCGGGAAGCUCUGGUUUUGCAUUUGUGGGUCUGAUUUCAAGCACAAGAGGUCGCUCAAAGACCAUGUUCGUGCAUUUGGGGAUGGCCACGCACCCUAUGGUGUUGAGUUGUGUACUGAGCCUGAAGAAGAAGAUCAUCUGGAUGAUGAAGAUGACGAUGAUGAUUAAAUAACUCUGCUUUAUUUGUUUAAGGGUAAUUAAUUAGUAAGUACACUUGGAGUUCGAUUUUUAGCUAACUAGCUAGCUAGCUGUAAUUAAUUAAUUAGAUUUAGUUAGUAGCGAUGAUUCUGUCUCUGUCUCUUCUCUUAUGUGUGUGUGAGAGACAGUGAGAGAGUGAGGGAGUGAGAAGAUGAAGACAAACAGUAC